AAGAUAUAUUCUGUGACCUCCAGCAGUGACGGCUUAAAAAAUCUGGCUGCAAAGCGCAGGGUUGCAGGGUGUAACCGGGUGGCUCAGAGGCAGGGCACUAUCUGCAGGCGUGGCCAGGGAGGGCACGUGUUUGAUACCGCUUCCCCGUCGCUGGGGUCUGGGGCGUCUCCGGUGCUAUCUUUAAAGAACACAAGUGAAAGGGGACGUGGGUGUGACCUAUAGCCUUGUCUCCGAGGGGUACAAUAAAGUUUAAGAAGUUUGAAAAGGGGUGUGGCCGGAGCUCGGCGAGGCGCCUGGAGAAGGGUGCGCGACAUGGGGGUCACCGUGGACGUUCACCAGGUGUUCCAGUACCCCUUCGAGCAGGUGGUCGCUUGCUUCCUCCGAAAGUACCCCAACCCCAUGGAUAAUAAUGUCAUCGCUGUAAAAACUGUGGAAGAAAAGAAAGAUGAAUCAACAGGACUCAUCUAUAGAAAGAGGAUUGCUAUCUGUCAGAAUGUGGUGCCAGAAAUUUUAAGAAAGGUGAGUAUUUUAAAGGUACCUGAUAUCCGACUAGAAGAGGAAUCGUGGCUCAGUCUUCAGAAGAGGAACAUGGCUAUCCGGAGUCACUGCCUCACGUGGACACAGUAUGCAUCCAUGAGGGAAGAGUCUGUCUUCCGGGAAAGUGUGGAAAACCCAAAUUGGACAGAGUUUAUUCAAAGAGGCAGAAUUUCAAUCACGGGGGCUGGAUUUUUCAACUGUAUUUUGGAAACUUUUGCUAGUGCAUUCUUAAGACAGGGAGCCCAGAAGAGUGAAGAGAGCAUUGGUUCCCACUUCACAGAGUCCUUGGAAGGAGUAAAUGCGUUAUAUAAAACAACACAGGGAAUUAGAAUAAUGGAGACACUGCUAAAGGAACAGUGUGGUGCUCCCUUAGUGGAAUAAAAAUCAUCAUCUAGAAACGAAUCCCCAAGACCAGAAUGCAAAAUUCUCCCAAAUAUGCAGCUUCCUGAAUGCUGACCUAAAGUGUGGUGUGACAAAGUUUAUGCCCGACCUUAUGGGGUGGGUGUCAGUCCAAACAAGGUAAACUGAAAGUAUUGUAUGUAAAUUAUCUUAUGAGUAUACAGUCUAUAGGAAAAGAAAAUGAAAUUAGUGUUUACGCUUGGGUUCUAAUCCCAGGGAAUCUUAUUAUGUAUGUGCAAAUAUUGCAAAAAUAUGAAAAAAUUUUUAAUCCAAAAUACUUCUGGUUCCAGGCAGUUUGGAUAAGGGAUACGUAAUAAACAUAUACUCCCCACCACCUGAAAUGCUGUUUUGAAGGAAUCCGAAUCUUAGGAAUAGUAUUUGGGCUCUGGCUUGAAUGUCUUGAGUGAUUAGGAGUAUUUGUCCUGGGCUCAGACUAGCAAUUCAGAAUUAUCUUUGGCCAACUUAAAGGGACACUACAAACAGUUUUCUAUAAUAAACCUGGUGUUUCAGUUGUAGUAUACAAUGAAACCGAGAGCAAUUAACCAAAGAAGAAUUGAUAGGCCCCCUUCACACGCUAGUACCUUGAGUUUAAACCCUGCAGCCAUGCCUCUGGACAGACACUUGGUUGGAAAGCUGAGUUUCUGUUUAUUUGCAAGUUGAACACCCACCAUUCUGAUGAAUGCUUAGCUUUAUACACUUGAUAUAGCAUAGAUCUCAAUGUUACUGUAAGGCUAAAACAGCUAAUUUUAGUUAAUACAAGCAUGGAACAUAGUAGGUGCUCAUAGAGUGUUAGAAUUGAAUCUAAAUAUGGCUUGCUUGUAUUGCCACCCUGUUCUUUAAACAGAUUGUAAAGAACUUGGCUACAUCCCCGUUUUUCUAGGCUACAUAUUUGUGAGGCUCACUAUGUUAGUUACUCUGCCCACUACAGUGAUAAAGUACCUUGAUGUGGGAGUGUCAUAUCAAUCUGUUGAUUUCAUUGGUUGAGCAAUAAACCAACUGCUUGGCCUCAUAGCUUAGAACAUAGAUGGGAGGAGAAAACAGAAUAGAAUUCUGGGCGGAAGAGGAAGUGAGGUCAGACUCUGCUCUGCUUCCAGAGGGACCGAACAGCUCUGCUCGCUGGAGCAGAGACACCAUGAUGGACGGAGGCUAGAAUCUUCCCGGUAAGCGCACCUUGGGGUGCUUACACACAUCAUAAGAAAUGGGCUAGUACAGGUGUGAGAAUUAGCCUGUAAGGGCUAGAGUUCAUGGGCCAAGCAGUUCUUAAAUGAUUACAGUUUGUGUGUUGUUAUUUCGGGCAUGAGCUA
This is a messenger RNA of Alexandromys fortis (reed vole), 2240 nucleotides long. It is a transcript of the gene Prelid2, whose product is annotated as PRELI domain containing 2. Gene Ontology annotation, molecular function: phosphatidic acid transfer activity. Gene Ontology annotation, cellular component: mitochondrial intermembrane space. The transcript is spliced from 8 exons. Lineage: Eukaryota; Metazoa; Chordata; Mammalia; Rodentia; Cricetidae. Bases 313 to 918 code for a protein of 201 amino acids. Gene Ontology annotation, biological process: phospholipid transport. The record is from RefSeq and is a predicted model, not a curated record.